AUGGCCUCGGGUAGCUGCGCCUGUCAUUACGUUCGGUACACGACUACCAGCGUCCCAAGCGCUCCGGUGAACUGUCAUUGCACAACCUGUCGCAAACAGGCCGGUGCUCCCUACCAGACCUGGGCCUUUUUCCCUGCGACGCAUGUCCAGUGGCAGGUCUACCCCACGGGUCGGCGAUCCAGUACCUCUGCCACUCGCAGCUUUUGCCCGCGAUGCGGUUCGACCCUCAGCAUGAUACUAGAUCGGUAUCCCGAGGAGAUCGCCCUGGCUGCGGGAACUCUGGAUGAGGGAGAGGGUCCGAUUCCAUUGCCUCGAGCUCAUAUUUUCCUCAAGGAGAAAGCAUCGUGGUAUGAAGUGCCUGAAGGGGAUGGGGCGGAAAAGUACCAAGAGUGGGAAGAAUGA
This is a messenger RNA of Penicillium alfredii, 402 nucleotides long. Its product is annotated as GFA family protein. The record is from RefSeq and is a predicted model, not a curated record. Gene Ontology annotation, molecular function: carbon-sulfur lyase activity. The transcript has a single exon. Bases 1 to 402 code for a protein of 133 amino acids. NCBI's taxonomy places the organism in Eukaryota, Fungi, Ascomycota, Eurotiomycetes, Eurotiales, Aspergillaceae.